AAUCUAUGUAGGGCUAUUUCGUAAUUCCAAUAGCACAAAUCAAUGAAGGGCUAUUUCGUAAUCAGAUCGAAAGAGAUAAGUACGCGAUGAAGAAAGAAGGACGCAUCAAAUUGACAAGUUGGGCAAAAAGAUCGAUGCAAGUUAGGUAGAUUGUUCGAGAUCACCAAAAGGUUCCUCGCUUUCGCUGCAACGUUCUCCCUCAGUUUCGAAAUGCACAUAUUUAAGAUUUAAAUAAAGACAUGAGCUUAUGCAUCUAAGAUUCCCACUUGUCACAAGCAGCCAACAUCAUAAUGAACAAAUUAGGUUUCAUGGAGCCUAAUUUUUUCAAAGUUACACACUCUUACCCUUCUUCUAUAAUCUCCUGCAUACACAAUGCACCACCACAUGGAGCAGCAGAAGUUUCACGAAUCACAAGUCUGGUCAAUGAGUCAACAACAUCUACUAGAGUCCUCAAAGAUGUUCACUUAUCGACACAGUUGCUAGAUGGCUUUCUUGAUCUUGCGGAAGAUAACACAAGCAAGGAUCUGGAGACAUGUGGCGUUCUUGGGGCGUUUCUUAAAGAAGGGACCUAUUAUGUAACAACUCUUAUAAUACCAAAACAAGAUUCUACUUCUAGCACAUGUCAGGCUUUUAAUGAAGAGGAAAUAUUUGCCAUUCAAAAUGAACAAUCCCUUUUCCCUGUUGGAUGGAUCCAUACACAUCCUUCCCAAAGCUGUUUUAUGUCAUCAGUUGAUCUACAUACACAAUAUUCUUAUCAGGUGAUGGUACCAGAGGCAGUUGCUAUUGUCAUGGCUCCCACAGAUACAUCAAGGAGUUACGGGUAUUUUCGAUUAUCCGAUCCUGAUGGGAUGAAAAUUGUGAGGGAGUGCCAAGAGACUGGAUUUCACACCCAUUCAGAACCUCUCAAUGGAGCUUCCAUUUAUGAAGACUGCUCCAAUAUAUAUCUUAACCCUAAUCUCAGACUAGAAAUAUUUGAUUUACGUCAUUAAUAAAUAAUUAAAAAAAAAAAAGAAGCUCUUUUGGUGUGAAACUGUUAAUUAACAUAAAGCUUUCCAAGUGCCGUAAAUUACAAAAAGCUCUUGUAAAUAUAUUUAUUUAUGUUG
This is a messenger RNA of Lactuca sativa (garden lettuce), 1103 nucleotides long. It is a transcript of the gene AMSH2, whose product is annotated as associated molecule with the SH3 domain of STAM 2. The record is from RefSeq and is a predicted model, not a curated record. Gene Ontology annotation, molecular function: metal-dependent deubiquitinase activity; protein binding; K63-linked deubiquitinase activity. Lineage: Eukaryota; Viridiplantae; Streptophyta; Magnoliopsida; Asterales; Asteraceae. Gene Ontology annotation, cellular component: endosome; membrane. Gene Ontology annotation, biological process: protein K63-linked deubiquitination.